UGUGAUGCUUUUCCAUUCUGCAAAAGUGGGCCACGAGAUGUUUUUUGUUGCAGUUGCUUGAAAGAGAAGAUCGUGUACUUUGAAGAAGUAACAUUUCUCGUGCCAUUUGCCAUGGCGGUCUCGCAGGCCCUCAUUCUCUUGUCUGUAUUAGCAUGCUCUGCAUAUGCUGUGGAUUAUGCAGGGUCAGAUGUUAUUGAUCUGACGCCAACCAAUUUCCAAAGUCGUGUAAUUGAUUCUGAAUACGUGUGGAUCAUCGAGUUUUACGCUCCAUGGUGCGGCCAUUGCAAGUCAUUGGCUCCGGAAUGGAAGAAAGCAGCUACUGCUUUGAAAGGAAUCGUCAAAGUGGGUGCCGUCAAUGCCGAUAGCCACCAGAGCCUUGGCGGUCAGUACGGCGUCCGGGGAUUUCCCACAAUCAAGAUUUUCGGAGCCAACAAGAAUUCUCCAACUGAUUACCAGGGUGCACGCUCUGCCAGUGGCAUUGUACAGGGUGGUCUCGAUGCUGCCCGUCAAGUUGCUAAUGCACGUCUUUCUGGCGGCGGUGGCAGUAGCAGCAGCAGCGGUGGUAGCGGCAGUCGUGGAAGCGGAAGCGGCAGCGGUGGCAACGAUGUCGUUGAGCUCACCGAGUCCAACUUCAAUGAGCUGGUAAUGCAGAGUUCUGAGCCAUGGCUUGUGGAGUUCUUUGCUCCAUGGUGUGGACAUUGCAAGAGCCUUGAGCCGCAGUGGAAGCGCGCCGCCACUGAUUUGAAGGGCAAGGUCAAGCUUGGUGCCGUGGAUGCCACCGUUCACCAGUCACUGUCGAGCCGCUAUGGAGUGCAAGGAUUCCCUACAAUCAAGUUUUUCCCAGCUGGUGACAAAUCCAGCCCCGAAGACUAUCAGGGUGGACGUACCGCAUCCGACAUUGUUUCUUUCGGUGAGAGCAAGGCUCUCGAGAGUGUGGAGCCACCCAAGGUCGAGCAGCUGGUUGGACAGGAAUCCUUCGAGGCUUGCACUGAGAAGCAGCUGUGCACUGUUGCUUUCUUGCCACACAUUCUGGACAGUGGUGCAGAAGGCCGCAACAACUAUAUCACCCUCCUGCAGUCUAUGGCUGACAAGUACAAGGCUCGGCCCUUCGGCUGGUUGUGGUCCGAAGGUGCUGUGCAGACAAAGCUGGAGGAGGCCGUCGAUGUUGGUGGCUUUGGCUACCCAGCUCUCGUUACCAUCAGCGCAAAGAAGCUGAAGUAUGCACCUCUCCGUGGUGCAUUCAGCAAGACUGGCAUCAAUGAAUUUUUGCAAGCUGUCACCAUUGGCCGUGGUAGCACACAAGCUAUCCGUGGCUCAGAGCUGCCUAAGAUCUACAAGUCAGAGCCCUGGGAUGGCAAGGAUGGAGAGAUUCCAGCAGAAGAUGACAUUGAUCUUAGUGACGUUUCUCUUGAUGACGAGCCGUCCAAGGAUGAGCUGUAAACUUAAAGCCCAGGUGCAUCUGUGGUUCUGGUAUAUACAAGACUCUUUUUUUCCUUUUACUUUUCCGUUUUUUUUUAAGUUCGCGCUUGCGCCGUGAUUCCUGUAGCUGAUCUGCUGUGCUAGGUGUGCGUUGGCUCUCUGUGUUGCCAUAGAUUUAUAUUCACCCUUGCCCGAAGGCAAUGUAUAAAGUCAUUGAGUACAACGUUUAAUUUUAUUGUAUCAUCUGGGGCUGUGCCCCUGUGGUAUGUCUACCA
Molecule: messenger RNA, 1694 nt
Organism: Sycon ciliatum
Lineage: Eukaryota; Metazoa; Porifera; Calcarea; Leucosolenida; Sycettidae
Product: protein disulfide-isomerase A6-like
Exons: 1
Coding region: 112-1440 (442 amino acids)
Biological process (GO): response to endoplasmic reticulum stress
Cellular component (GO): endoplasmic reticulum lumen
Molecular function (GO): protein disulfide isomerase activity; protein-disulfide reductase activity
Source: RefSeq, a predicted model, not a curated record